Cylas formicarius (sweet potato weevil) is the source of this 1127-nucleotide messenger RNA. RefSeq lists its product as uncharacterized. The record is from RefSeq and is a predicted model, not a curated record. The coding region runs from base 191 to 961 and encodes 256 amino acids. Lineage: Eukaryota; Metazoa; Arthropoda; Insecta; Coleoptera; Brentidae. The transcript is spliced from 3 exons.
ACAGACCGGACACGGGUGGGAGACGCGGCGCGGCGGGUGGGAGGCGUCCGGAUCGUGGCCAACUUUUAUUUUAAAACCGGUAGUGGUGCGCGAGAUCGGGCAGCGUCGAUUUUCCGCCUUUUUUUUGCGCGUUCUCCGUCGUCGUCGACGUCCGUUCAGGGUUAAGAAUCGAGGCACCGCCAUAGACGAUAUGUCCAGCAGACCGAUACUGAGCCGUCCGCGCACGCGCAUUUACGACUCCAACUACAACAUCGGGGAGAGCUACUACAAGGGAGCGCUGGACAGGCUCGACCGGAAAUAUACCGGCAGGCCGCUGUCGCCGCCUCCGCGUGACAACUUCGCUGAGAUAGCGGAGCGUCACGCGAGAGCCUUCGCCGACGACGACCUGGAGACGUCGAGACGCCGCGCCGAGGGCAAAAUCAAGGGGCGGCACCUGUUCGACUCGCGGGGCGGCGUGAUCGCGCAGCGUGCCGACGAUUUUUUCGAAAACGGAGCCAUUACCGACGAGACGGCGUCGACGAUCCAACGCGUCCGCGCCUCGAAGAGGGUCGCCCUCGUCGAUGACGUCGACCUGGAGUCGACGUCGAACAACCUGCGCACGCAGAGGAUGCUCGACCGCUCGGAGAAGAUCCUCGACAGCGUGGGCAUCGUCGACGGGUCGUCUAGACGCGCCCUCGACGACGACUAUUCGUACAAGAAGCGCGCGCUCAAGGUCACCUUCGACGCGGACGCCGACAACCUGACCAAGUGGUCUGCGGUCGAGGACAGGGCGUCGUCGUCGUCGGCUGCGGCGUCGAGGGCGAGGCAAUCGCGGGCGAGGAUCGACGACAUCGACGAGGAGAUGGCCGCGAUGCAACAGAAGCAGGAGGCGCGGGAACGGAGGGUCGCGAGGCUGAAAGCGCUCGUUGCGGAGUGCGAGUCCGAGACCGUCGACGACUCGGGAGUCGCCAGCAGACUCUAGGCAGCUCGCGACGCCCUCGGCAGUUGCACGGAAUGUUGUUUUCGAUUUAUUCCCGCGUGGAGGCAUUUCGAUCGUUUUUACUUUUUAUCGUUGUGUUGUUUAUUUGGUUUCGUAUAGUCGACGUCGGUAAUCCGGCGAGCGUAUAAUAAUAAAACCGUUUCAAAGG